Paracoccidioides lutzii Pb01 is the source of this 2349-nucleotide messenger RNA. RefSeq lists its product as hypothetical. The transcript is spliced from 3 exons. Gene Ontology annotation, cellular component: cytoplasm; nucleus. The record is from RefSeq and is a predicted model, not a curated record. Bases 1 to 2349 code for a protein of 782 amino acids.
AUGUUCAUGCUUCGCCAUGUGAGCAAAAUCGUCUUCGGCGACACAACAAAGGAAUCCAUAAUUGAGAUACCUCAAGGCCAGUUAUAUAUCGUACGGCCACAGUCGCCAAAGGGCUAUUCAGAGCUCAUAUUUCGCGACGCUGCCGCCAGCAUUAGACGCACAGGGCAAGAGUUCCAGUAUCAGUUGGUUAUUCAGCGCGCCUACGAGGAAGGAGAAGAGGAGCUCGCAGAAGACGAGGACGAAGAAAAUAUCGAUGGACUUGGUGGGGACAAAGACGAGAAGGCUUUUCUACUAGACGAAAUCCUCCGUUUUAGAUCCGAAGUGCGAGAUGGUGGUGAGAAAGUUCUAGCCUGGCGUGAUCUCAGUGGUGACCAAGGAGACCUCUACGAGUUCGUUUGCGACACAUCUAUCACCUCAGAUAGAAUCGAUAAAUUUUGUCUCGCGGCCGCUGAGUGUCAGUUCGAACAAAAAUACCGGAAGAGCGCUCAGGAGGCUAAGGUCAAAGAUCUUCAGGAGUUCUACUUUGAGGAGGAAAGCCCGAUCCCCAGUGCUAGCCCUGAUCUCACGCGGUCCCCGACAGCGAAGGAAUCUGCCACAGCCAUGGCGCGAGAAGUAGCUGUACCAAACGAAAAGCCAGCUGAUACCACUCAAGCACCGCCUUCCGCUGCGAACCCUGAGGCAAUCGAGAUCCUAGCCAAGGAAAAUGCCGAACUCUAUCUCUUUGAUUUCAACAGUGGAACAUUCGUUAUACAGGAUCCAUCUGUUGUUGCAACAGUCUCAGAGAUUGGGGAAUGGCAGUACUGGCUUCAGAUAAGUGGAAAGGACAGAGAUUGGUUAGGACAACCUGUGGUGGCGGACAUCAACCCCGUGUUCAACUUCGAAUAUCUGUCCUUUAUCUUCAAUCAUUAUAUUGAAGAUGGCUCCGCAUAUUCGUGGCUGCUUCGCUUCAAGGACCAGACCGUCGAGGAGAGAUUCCAAGAAGGCCUAAUGCAAGCAUUAUGGGAACAACUGAAUGAAAUGAAAUGGGCGAAAUCCAAAGAAAACGAUAGAGAAUACGUGCUUGAGGCUUUCAACGACCUCACAAUGGAAGAUGUACCUGAGGAGGAGGAAGAGGAGGAGGAAGUCCCUGAAGAAGAAGUGGAAGAUGAAGGCCAGCGCAGCGAACAAUACGAUACAGAUGAGGAAGAUGAUGAUGUUGUUACCCGAGAUAAAGACGGAAACGUCAACUCCCAGCUCGCAGUCGGUUACAAACACGAUAGGUCAUUUGUUGUUCGAGGAUCAAAGAUUGGAGUCUUCAAGCAUACACCCAACAAUAACCUGGAGUUUUCCACGAAUAUCUCGAAAGUCGAAACGCCGGGUGGCAAGCUUUUCAGCCCUAAGAAAGUCAUGCUUCAUGCUGAGGAUGCAAAUAUGAUUCUUCAGAAUGAGCAGGAUCCCAAUUCCCUCUACCGAAUGGACCUGGAAUACGGAAAAGUCGUUGAUGAGUGGAAAAUUCACGAUGAUAUACCUGUCACUUCAUUUGCACCCGAAACUAAAUUCUCCCAAAUGACCUCCAACCAACCGUUCCUUGGUAUCUCCCGCAACGCACUCUAUCGUAUCGAUCCCCGUCUAUCAGGGAACAAACUGGUGGAAUCAGACCUCAAACAAUACGUCAGCAAGAACGAAUUUUCUGCCACUGCAACCACAGAGAAGGGUUAUAUUGCGGUUGCUUCCAACAAAGGUGAUAUCCGCAUGUUUGACCGUCUUGGUGUCAACGCGAAGACACAUAUCCCCGCUCUGGGAGAGGCAAUUAUUGGUCUAGAUGUAUCCGCAGAUGGCCGCUGGGUCUUGGCAACCUGCCGUACGUACCUACUCCUGAUCGAUGCUCUUCAAAAAGAAGGCAAAAAUGAAGGCAAACUUGGUUUCGAGAGAUCAUUCGCGAAGGACUCGAAGCCACAGCCACGCCGCCUGGGUUUGCAACCAAGUCACGUCGCCCAGUUCCAACAUGAGACCGGGGCCCCUCUCUCUUUCACACCCGCUCGAUUCAAUACCGGCCUUGACUCGUCAGAAACGUCAAUUAUAACAGCUACUGGUCCUUUUAUUGUCACGUGGAACAUGAAGAAGGUGCUUCAGGGCAGGAAAGAUCCGUACACGAUCAAGAGAUAUGCGGAGGAGGUAAAGGCGGAUAACUUCAAGUUUGGUAGUGAUAAGAGUGUUAUUGUCGCGUUACCGAAUGAAGUUAAUAUGGUUGCGAAACAGUCGUUUAAGCGGCCUACGCGAGAGAGUAUUGCCGGACCCGUUCGGUAUAGUGCUGGUCGAAGAAGUAGUGCGCGUCUUUCGAGGAAUGAGGUUGUGAACAGUCCUUACUGA